CGCAUGAAAAUCUCUCGCUCUUUUUGUCAGUGCGUCGGAAAAUGCGAGUUUCAGUGGCUGAGUUUCAGUUCCAGCAUCAGCGCCAUCGAGUGAGGAGCGUGUUUUGGGGACCGGAAAAUCCGUGAAAACUGUUAGGAGCACACACACACACCCCAGCCAAAAAAAAAAUGGAAGAAAGGAAGACCCUGCGAAAAGCAGUCAACUCAGCGGAAUUUAAGAAUAAUUAACAAGACCGCAGCGAAACCCAGCUCCAGCGGAACGCAAAUUAAAAACGCGGAAGAGGACCCAACAAAAUUGAAUUCGGUGGAAAAAACGUAGAGUUUGCGUUUUUCCUACGGCUUUUCCAUCGCUUUUUUGGCCAGCGCGAAUAUCGAUUGCUGACUGCCUUGCAUAAGUCCACGAAGAUUAGUAUACAAACUGGAAAAGCGAUUCAAAUGACAACGAACAACAACAGCCGCACUUGUAGUAAUUAUGUUUUUUAAUUAUCAAUAUUGAAGCAGUCAACAUGGAGCAGCUGAAGUCAAGGAUUUCAAAGCCUCACCCAGACAAUUGACACGAAAAAAAUAGAGUCGAAAACAAAAAGAGCACAAUUUCCCAGCAUAUAUAUAGGAGUUGACGUGUGUGUGUGUGUGUUUGCCCCUGUUUCGCUUUUCUUUUCUUUUCUUUUGCAUUUUAUUUCUUUUGUUGCCGUUUGAAAAUGGAUAUUGCCUUGCGUGGCACAAACAACAGAACAUCAUCAACAUCAUCAACGACUGGAACUGGUCUGCAUCAUGCUGUGUCAUUGGGCAACAUUGAGGUCUCCACCAAGACCACUUACUCCAGCCACAUGGAUCGCAGCUACGACUCCGAAGACGAACACACUGGUCGCCGAAGACUUCGCCACACACUCUCCUCGGAGCUACAGCCUCGCACUUCAGUCUACUCACGCGGAGAUAUUAGGGAACAGUACUGCCUCACAGAUCGCCAGCUGCAUAGCAUAGAGCAGCGUCCUAGGCGGGAACGAUUUUUUGGCUGCCUUUCGCGUCGUGGUCAAACGCAAUCGGGCAGUUUUUUGGGCGGUUGUGUCGGUCGUCGAGUGCCCUCCGAUGAGAAUCUGGCCGCCUAUGCUCCGUUUGAGAAAUAUCCACGCUACCAAAACAACUACACAGACACACACGAAUUGGAAAGUUCCUAUUUUCGCCGUCAACCGGCUUCGAUUUUGAGCACUGGUAAAUCGGGUGAAGCGGAUCCGGGUGGUCGUUACACCUGGAUUGGUCAGCAGCAGCAGAUGACCAACAACAACGCCGACUACCAAUCGGACCACAGCUCGUAUCACUGCCCCACUUAUGCCACAAUGCCAACCACUCAUCACCAACAUCAUCAUCAGCAACAGGCCGGAAAUGUGAGAACCAAGCACGUGAGCUUCGCCAGAUCCCACACACUCACCAGCUUCGACAAUGUGAAUGCCGGAUUUCGGUCCACGGGGCGAUUGAAAACCGCCCGGAGUCAGGAGCGUUUAAUUGGGGGCAAGAAGCCGAUUAUUGCCACGGGUUCCAUGUACGAGACCCUCCAGCCACCGCUCCUCAGUCAGCAGCAGAUGCCACAGCCACAGCAAAGCUCCACUCUGCCAAAAACCUGGCUGCCACCACCAGUUCAACUGCAACCCUGCCAGCACCACCAUGCCCCAAUCCACCUCCACCAACCGAUUCCAGACAACAUGGUUGGCCUGAUUAUACCACAGCCUCUGCCUUUGGCUCUUCCACUGCCCAGUCCCGAAGUUCUCAUCGUGGAGAAGAAGUUCCGCAAUGCCAUGAAGACGCAGGCCACUCAAACGGAUGCCGCUGCCCGUCGACAGGGUCAAGUUGGCUAUAAUACUCAAGUUCUGGCCUUAAGUCCUCGGCCACCGCAUCGCAUUAAGGUGGUCUCCCAGGGGGCUCAAACCAAUGGUCUCCAGAAUGGCAAGAAACUAACGAAAAGCCUUUCCGAAAUACCCAAUGGCAAGGAGCUGCCAUCACAUCAGUAUCAAUAUGGCUCGAUUUACCCCCACGAGAUCAUCUACCGCACUCAGUCGCAGGAUGUGGUGCCAUUGCAGACCCUCUCGGAUGCCCAGAACAACAUCAUGUACUACAAACCGCCGCCACCUUUGCUGGAUGCCCAUAGCUAUGGCCUGGGAAUGGAGCACCUGAGCAGGACUCGACCGUCGCCCUCCGAACAGAAUGUGGAGUAUGUGAAUGUGAAUGCCGCGGCAGUGGCUCUGAAUGAAAGCUUCGACUACGAGAGCAACAGUUUGCCUCGACGAACGAGCACCUCGCAUACGGAUUACUUCUCGAAUAGUCUGCCCAGGCGACACAUUACAGAGGGAUCGGAACUCAUGGCCGAGAAUGUGCCCCUCGACUUUAGCCAAUCGCAUUUAUUGCCGCCACCAAGUGAGUACUGCAAGAACGACGACGAUGUGGAUGUUGAUGUGGAUGUCGAUGUGGAUGUGGAUGUGGAGGAGUACUACGAGGAGGAGGAGGAUCAUCCCCACGAAACGGAGAGUUAUAGUUCGGAGGUCUGCAUGGAACAGGCUGCCCAACAUCGCCGAAUGUCCAUGUUGCCCCAAAUGAUUGACUCCCCAUUUCGUCGCGAUGACUUGAGACGCCAAUCCAUGCCGGUCUAUGGGCAAACCGAGAAGCUCAUCGAUGGCUUCGGGCCGAGAACAUCCUUUCGAAGGCGCGACAAGGUCAGCUGUUUUCCGGAUGAGCCACUCAGUGCACCUGCGGUUCGAGAUCGAGAUGAGCAGGAAAUAUUUAUAGAUUUCAAGCCACACGUUUCGCCAAAGCCAAGUCCUAAAUUGCAACUGAAGCACAGGAAGCAACAUAAGGCCGAAAUUGCGAUGAGAAAAAUGCAGCAACAAAGAAUGGCCCAGGCAGCAGCUUUAACUUUGCCAAAACUGAAAUCGGUCGAAGUUGAGGUUAGAAAAGCGGAUUUGGAGCCCAGUGAUGAGGAGGAUGAUGAGGAUGAAGUCUCUGAGCCCGAAGAGGAAGACGUUGAGGAGGAAAUCGAUGAGGAUGAGCAGAAACUGGAGACAGAUCAUCCGGAGGAUGAGGAGCCGCUCUACGAGAACAUAACACCAUGUAAUUACCGCGUGGAAUCGCAACCGCAACUGGGGGAUAUUCAAGACAAGAGAUCUCAGUUCCGCAAGCGUUCUGUGAGCCUGGAUGAUGACUAUGAGGCGAAGACUUCGGGAACUCCAACUCCUGGCCUGCGAUUGCCAUCCACUCCAGCGAGUCCUUGCCGCGACGAACUGCUGGCCAAUGUCUCAACCUAUCCAUCCUCUGACUCGCUGGCCAACGACAACACACGCGAUCAUUCCGAUGGCAUUUGGAACGAGUCGCAGGUCACUGUCUUGACGGCUGAACAUCGCGAUAUAUCCGAUGCAUCGUAUAGCUCCAAUUUGCUAUUGACUCCCUCGUCGAAAAGGAAGAAUCUACUGCUGCAGCACCAGCAAAGAAGUUCGGUGGACACCGAUGCCCUGGAUUUUGAAGAACAAAGCCCCACCUAUGGCCUACAAACACUGCCGAAGAUCAUCAAGACCCCCACACCAACCGCAUCGAGGCCUACUUCCACUCAACCUCUAAUGCCGCCACCAGCCAUCGCUGUGACCCCAUCAUCGAAUCAGAUACUGGACAGCUCUAUAUGUUCACCACUUCCCAAGAGGAGCAUGGUGGCCAGGGGAUCGGUUCCGGAUGCCCGACAGCUCAUGUUUAUAGGCGGAGCUGCCAAGCAAAGACACUCGGAUGCUUCGUUCCUGCCAAUGGGCGUUACAGAUUACGUCCGGAGUGCGGAUAUAUCGGAGUGCAGUACGAAUACAGAUGAGUAUGCCACCUGCACGGACACCUCGAAACGAACGCCAGUUUCCACACAAAGUUCGCAGUUGGAGAAGACACAUGCCGGAAGUUCCUUCGAAAGCGCCAGUUCGUUGUACUCCAUGAGGGAGGAACUACUGCAACAUGACGAAAAGGAGAGGGAUAAGCAGGCCACUUUGACCAAAUCCCAGCUCAAGUCACCCAUUGGUUCGGUGGCUGAGUUGACCAGGAAAUCGCCCUCGCACUCCAUCAGUAGCACCACCUCUUCGGGAAGUUGUCCCGUCUCCGGAGCAGCCAUUAAAUCUCCAGCCAAAGAAAGUCAAACACAAACGGUGAUCAGCUUGGGUACAGCUCAAAUGAAAGUCAGUACGGCGGAAAGUAGUGUGCCGCCCGGAGUUAAGCCCAAGCCCGAUUCAAUAUCAGAAGAUGAGCGCAGCGAAAUGCGAUACUCGUCUUCAGGGUACUACGAAAGUCCUCAUGACGACGACGACGAAGAGCAGGGCAUGCGAAGCAAAGCCCGGAGAAUUCGACAGGAAGAUGAAAGGAAGCGGCGCAAAACCAGCAUGAAACUGGACAUUGAAAAGGAGAAUAUGCGUGCCCUGACCAGUCCCAUUAAAAAGCCCACAGGAUCAUCGAGCAAGGUCACCUCACCAGAGCAACAGGUACCAGGAUCCAUGGAUAAUGGCAGCAGUCCCAGCAAGAUGAAACGCUUUCGACCCAAGAUUCGACGACAGUUGAGGAAAAGUUCACGGGAGGAUGUCCUGGCGGCGGCAGCGGGGCGAAGGAGUCGCGCCACACCCACCAUUUUUGGCCUGAGCAGCGGCAGUGGCGACACAGAGUUGCUACUAGAUGCCAGCAUGUCAAGUGGCGCCCAAGCAGGGGCAAUAAGUGGCGCCCAACCAGGGACAACAAGUGGCGCCUUAGCAGGGACAUCUACCACUACAACCUCAACAUCAUUACACAGUGUGCCUUCAUCAACAUCGAAGGUGACAGCAUCGGAGUCUUUGAUGACCACACAACUUGAAGCAGGAGUUAUACCGUUGACAGUAAAGAAACCACACAGUUGUGCCACGCCCACAUCCCUGCUCUCGCCCAAACUGCCCACAAUAAGCAGCACUCAAUCGAAAUCCACUUCGGACACCUUUCAACUCAAAGCCAAGUCCAUAGAGUCCCUGCGGUCCGUGUCACCAGGCUCGGAUUCAGUGUUCUACAGCGAAGCCGAUGGAAAUGCGGCCAGUGGCGAGCAAAGUCACUGCCUCCAUUGUGGCAAGGAAAUGGAGGGCAAGCAGCAGAGCAACACCAUUAGCGAACUGGCUGGGGACUCGGUCGAAUCGAUACCCUACAUCGAACAGGACAUCGUUAAGCCACCCUCGGACUUUGCCGACUCCCCAGUGACCACCAAGACCACCCAGCGUUUGUACAAAAAGAUGGACAAGCGAUUCCGAUCCGAGGAACGAUAUCACGGCGAACGGGGCAGGCACUACAAAACCAGGCAGGAGAACAUCAGGGCAAAGAGCGAGGAGCGUGGUCGUGCUCCCAGUUUGCCCAAUACCCCAGUCUUGCGUCCUGCUGGCUCGAGUCCUUGUGUCCUGCCUGAUAUCAACACCGAGCAGAGCCAGCACAUCAUCUAUAAGGGUCACUACGACGCAGGUCGCUACACACGUCUGACCGAUGAUGACUUGUGGACUCAGCUGGACCAUCAGUGCUUUGAUCGUUCCAGGGAACGUCGAGCUUCCACGGAGUCCGAAAAGGGCUUCCAUGCCAAAUAUCAAGUGAUCCUCCACCGUCUCGUCCAGCGGCGUUGCACCCUGGAAAUGUAUCAUCGCCAGAAGCACAACAGCUUUCCCAAAUGUAAAGAAAUAAGUGCGAAAAGUUUUGGGAAUAUUUACGUGGUGUUUACACAAUACUCAGGCCAAAUGAUUGAAUUAAUAGCGUCAAAUUCCACGCCGGAUUCGAUUCGACGAAAGUUGGAGGAGGUCUUGAAAUUGAUGCUCCUGGUUUGGGCACGCGAAACAUUUGUGAUAUCCACACUUAGCAACGGUGCACAUGGCGUGGAUAAAACUGUGGUGGUCAAGAGCGAUUCCGGUGAAUUUGGCUUCCGCAUUCAUGGAUCCAAGCCCGUGGUAGUGGCUGCUAUCGAGCCGGAGACUCCGGCGGAGAGUUCCGGCCUGGAGGUGGGCGACAUCAUCAUCUCGGUGAACGGGGUUCAGGUUCUGGACAAGCACCACACCGAGGUGGUCAAAAUCGCGCACGAUGGCUGCGAAAAGCUGGAACUGCAGGUGGCACGGACCAUUGGAGUGCUGAUGCACGAACAACUGGAGCCGCCAAGUCAACCCAUUUUCAGUGGAUAUUUGUGGCGGCAGAGUGGUCAGGCCAAGGGAGCCCCGAACUCCAAGAAAUGGGUGCGACGAUGGUUCUCCCUGAGACCCGAUAACUGCCUCUACUACUACAAAACAGAAGAUGACUCGCAGCCCGUUGGUGCCAUGAUAAUGGCCAAGCACACGGUGGACCUGUGUCCUGUGGAUGUGGGCAAGCCGUUUGCCUUCAAAGUGGAUGCCGGGGAGGGUAUUCCCAUGUACGUGGCUGCGGACUCCGAUGAGCUGGCCAACCGAUGGCUCCAACUCCUGCGGCAGGCGGCCUCGCAGGACAACCAGUGGCUGGACAAAAGCGCGAGGUGCCUGUACCAGAGUCCCACCAACAUUCAGAGGCCCGACUGCUUCGGAUACCUACUCAAAUUGGGCUCAAGGUGGUGCGGAUGGUCGAAACGCUAUUGCGUUCUUAAGGAUGCCUGCCUCUAUUUUUACCAAGAUGCAAAUAGCAAGAGUGCAUUCGGCAUGGCCUGCCUGCACGGCUACAAAGUGGCCUCAAUGUCCGCCAAUGCAUCCGGCAAGAAGAACUCGUUCGAGAUAAUACCACCAGAAACGAAAUUGCGUCACUAUUUUUUCUGCACCGAAAGCGAAAUGGAUAAGAAGCGCUGGAUAUCCGCACUGGAGUACUCCAUUGACCGGUGGAUAAAGUCCGGGUAACUAAGGUUAAAGACACGCUCCAGAUCGGCUCUGAGCAGCCGGCUUAAGCGUCGCAGUUUUAGCUACUUGAUGGAUUAGUCGGAACACUUUCGACGAUUUGACGAUUUGAAGAUUUGAUUUGUUCGACACUAGUACGGGUACUACCAACAAAACAACACUUAGAACUUAAGCCAAGCAAACCAAUUAGUUUUAGGCAUAGGCGAUUGCUUAGUCCAAGGAAUUUAGUCGGUCAUUCAAAUCGGGUUUAAAACUAUUUUGAACAAAGCGUACAUACACAAAUAUAUACACAUAUAUAGAGGAAUACGAUUCAACAUUUUUGGUGUGUAUUCUUGUUAUAUAGCUUACAACAAAUGGCAUACAUAUAUAUAUAUACAAAACUUAUGUUUAGUGAGGUUGUCUUGUCACUUAUAUACAUAGAAAAUAUAUUUAGCCACGAAAAAAGUGAGAGAAACGAUCGUACAGCAGACCAAAAUGAUUGUCUAAUGUAUAUAGAAUUCGACUAGGCUAAAUCCAAAUUGAUAUGAUUAGGUAUUCAAAAGGCUCAAAUCCAGGCAAGGCAAGGCAAACGGUUUUUAGAUAAAUGUCUAUUUACAUAAAAGGGUAAUACACAGAACAAAAAUUAGUCAAGCGAGACCAAAAUUCGAAUCGAAAUUAUCAGAGUGGAUCAGUUUGAAAAGUCAUUAUCGAGGGCCGAGAUAAGUUUCCCAUUUUCCAUAGCUGCUUCCAUAAAAAGAAAAACAAAAUAAAAAUUACAACAUUAUGUGGAUAAUUAACAACGGUUUUCGUCCUUAUUGGAAACGAUUAUUAGUUAGACGCGAUUAUACGAUAUAAGCCAGAAUUAGUUAGCUUUUUGAUAGGUUGGAUUUUUUAGGGAACACAAACACACAUCACACACAACGUUCAUAGUAGAUCAAACAAUAAUAAAAUAGAGAUUAAUUCGGAAUCCAGUAGUUACUUUGUCAUAUAUAAAGAUAUGAUCUUUAAAAUGCUGAUUUCCUGUUUUUUUGGGUCAGUAUUAAAAUACAGAGAUUGAGUGAGGAUGCAACAAUUUUGAAGCUUCUUUUUGGUUUUUAAUAAGACGGUAGCGAACAUAAAUAUAUAUAUAUAUAUAUAUAUAUAUAUUUUAUAUAUUUUAAAUAGAGAUUUCCAAUUCGGCGAGGCGCAAAUUAAACAAAAAGUUAGGUAAUUAAUGUAUGCAUUAUAUUGAUUAUAUGAUAUACACAAGAGAGAGCCAUUUUAUGUUGUAAGUGGAAAGCAAGAUAGCAAAAACAAAAACAAAUGAAAAAGAAAACUAAAUAAGAGCUUUAAUUAUUAAAUAAAGAAUAUACCGAG
Molecule: messenger RNA, 8185 nt
Organism: Drosophila elegans
Lineage: Eukaryota; Metazoa; Arthropoda; Insecta; Diptera; Drosophilidae
Exons: 23
Coding region: 698-6853 (2051 amino acids)
Molecular function (GO): protein binding
Source: RefSeq, a predicted model, not a curated record